CCAAACUCCAUAUUUAACCCCUCCUUCUCCACUCCCCCCUUUCUCACCCAAAUUCUCCUCAUCUCUUCCUCCCACCAUGGACAAAGCUUCAGCUCCCAACAAAGAACACAGUCUCCCCUGCUUCACCCAAUCCAUGAAUCUCAAACACGUGAAGCUCGGCUACCAUUACUUGGUCUCACACGCCAUGUAUCUCCUCCUCCUUCCUCUUCUCGCCGCCGCUUCCGCAAAGUUCUCGGCUCUCACUGCGGAUGACUUCCAGCUCCUAUGGGACAAGCUUCAGUACAAUCUUAUCUCUGUUGUGCUCUGCUCUGCGCUGAUUGUCUUCCUCUCCACCAUUUACGUUAUGAAGAGUCCGCGUCCGGUUUAUUUGCUGGACUUCUCUUGUUAUAAGCCGGAGGAGAAGCAGAAGAGUACGAGGGAAGGGUAUAUACAGAGGGCGAAGCUCACCGGAGCUUUUACGGAGGAAAGCUUAGCAUUUCAAGAAAGGGUGAUCGAGCGGUCAGGGCUGGGAGAAACAACGUAUCUUCCGGAAUCCAUAGCGAGAAUUCCGGCGAAUCCGUGCAUGUCCGAGGCAAGGAAGGAGGCCGAGGCGGUGAUGUUUGGGGCCAUUGAUGAGCUCUUGGCCAAGACAAGGGUGAAGGCCAAGGACAUUGGUAUUCUUAUAGUUAACUGUAGCCUUUUCAACCCUACCCCAUCACUCACCGCCAUGAUUGUCAAUCACUACAAGCUUAGGAGUAACAUUCUUAGCUAUAAUCUGGGUGGCAUGGGCUGCAGUGCUGGCCUCAUCUCCAUAGACCUUGGCAAGCAACUUUUACAGGUCCACCCCAACUCCUACUGCCUCAUCAUCAGCACAGAGAACAUAACUCUCAACUGGUACCUCGGCAACACUCGCUCCAUGCUCCUCUCCAACUGCCUCUUCCGCGUCGGCGGCGCCGCCAUCCUCCUCUCCAACCGCCGCCCGGAUCGCCGCCUCUCCAAAUACCAGCUCCUCCACACCGUCCGCACCCACAAAGGCUCCGACGAUCGCUCCUACAACUGCGUCCUCCAAUCCGAAGACCCAAACGGCAUCGCCGGCGUCUCCCUCUCGAAAGACCUCAUGUCUGUCGCCGGCGAAGCACUCAAAACCAACAUCACCACUCUCGGCCCCCUCGUCCUCCCAAUUUCUGAACAACUCCUCUUCUUCGCCUCGCUUGUCGCCCGCCGCCUCGUCCGAAUCAAAAAGUUCCGGCCUUAUAUCCCGGACUUCAAGCUGGCUUUCGACCACCUCUGCAUCCACGCCGGCGGCAGGGGAGUGCUGGAUGAGCUGGAGAAGAACCUCCGGCUGACAGAGAGACACAUGGAGCCGUCGAGGAUGACGCUAUAUAGGUUCGGGAAUACUUCCAGCAGUUCGUUGUGGUAUGAAAUGGCGUACACGGAGGCGAAGGGGAGGAUGAAGAAGGGGAACCGGACAUGGCAGAUAGCAUUCGGUUCGGGUUUUAAGUGUAAUAGUGCGGUUUGGAAGGCGUUGAGGACGGUCGAACCGGUCGAGGAGAAGAAUCCAUGGAUGGAUGAGAUUGAUUCUUUUCCGGUUCGGGUUGGGUGAUUUUAAUUUAGCAUUUUUUAUUUGAUUGUAGAGAAAUAUUUGUGUACGUCAAUAAUCCCGCAAUAACCUCCGCUUCGCGGUUAUUAGGGGAUUAUUGAGAGUUUAUUGAGUAUUAAUUCUAAUAACAUAUAAUCCUAAUAACCUUCACGGACUUUAUUUAGAUGUUAUUCAUAUGUUAUUAUGAAGGUAUUGCGGGGUUAAUAGAGUACGCGCGCAGAAUUACGUGCGUAUUACAGACGCAAAUAUUUCCCUUAAUUGUGAGGGGAUAAAGUUAUAUGAGAGAUUUUUUAUGGGAAUUAUUUAGA
Messenger RNA from Phalaenopsis equestris, 1887 nucleotides. Its product is annotated as 3-ketoacyl-CoA synthase 11-like. Bases 77 to 1582 code for a protein of 501 amino acids. NCBI's taxonomy places the organism in Eukaryota, Viridiplantae, Streptophyta, Magnoliopsida, Asparagales, Orchidaceae. Gene Ontology annotation, molecular function: acyltransferase activity, transferring groups other than amino-acyl groups. Gene Ontology annotation, cellular component: membrane. Gene Ontology annotation, biological process: fatty acid biosynthetic process. The transcript is spliced from 3 exons. The record is from RefSeq and is a predicted model, not a curated record.